Striga asiatica is the source of this 1439-nucleotide messenger RNA. The record is from the annotation of a GenBank genome assembly. NCBI's taxonomy places the organism in Eukaryota, Viridiplantae, Streptophyta, Magnoliopsida, Lamiales, Orobanchaceae.
AACAUAUUAAUUCAACUGAGACUGCUCUCAGCUUAUCACUUUCACGCCCAAAACGCCACCGCAAAAUGACGGCGAUAGCGGCGGCGACCACCGCUUUCUCUGCCCUCCAUCUCUCCAGAUCCUCCGCCGUCCUCCCCCGUCUCCACCUCCGCAGAGCCAUCACCUCCUCUCUUUCCUCGACCACCAAAUUCAACAUCACCUUCGCCCUUCCGAAACCCAAACCCCAGCUGCGGAAAACCCCCGGCCCAAACCCGGAGCCGUCGUCGGAUCCGCCCGCGGCACUGAACCCAGGCAACCAGCUGUACAUCCCAUGUACUGUCAAAGACGAAAGUGGCAACGCCACAUCGCCGCCCGAAGGUUUCCUCAAGGCGAUGGCGUUUCAAAGCACGCAGAGAAAGAAGACGAAGAAGAAGGACGAUGAAGGUUCUGGUCGUAAAGCGAAGGCGGCUCCAACGGCUGAGCCGAAGUACUCGAAGGCGGCUCGGAGAUUUUACAACGAGAGAUUCCGGGAGGCUCCACAGCGACUCGCCAAGGUGUUGGCUGCUGCAGGGGUGGCAUCUAGGAGAAGCUGCGAAGAACUGAUUUUUCAAGGUAAAGUGACUGUCAAUGGUUCUGUCUGCAACACACCCCAGACCAAAGUUGACCCUGGAAAAGAUGUUAUAUAUGUUAAUGGAAGCCGGCUGCCUAAGAAACUUCCGUCAAAGGUUUAUCUUGCUCUAAACAAGCCAAAAGGCUAUAUAUGCUCUGCAGGAGAAAAAGAGACAAAAUCUGUGAUGUCUCUUUUUGAUGAUUUUAUGAAGAGUUGGAGUAAAAGAAAUCCUGGAGUACCAAAGCUACGACUUUUUACCAUUGGCCGUCUUGAUGUUGGUACAACUGGGUUGAUUAUUGUGACAAAUGAUGGUGAGUUUGCCAAUAAGGUUUCUCAUCCGUCAUCUAAUUUUACAAAGGAGUAUAUUGCAACUAUUAGUGGUGCAGUCAAAAGGCAACACUUGCUUGUCAUUAGUGAGGGAACUGUUGUUGAAGGUGUUCAUUGUACCCCUGAUUUAGUAGAGUUGCUACCACAACAGCCAGAUAUAAAACGACCCAGGAUUCGGAUUGUGGUGCACGAGGGAAGAAACCAUGAAGUGCGUGAACUUGUAAAAAAUGCUGGGCUGCAGAUUCAUGCACUGAAACGUGUUCGCAUAGGUGGUUUCAGGCUUCCAACUGAUCUCGCGUAAGUUUUUUAUAUGCAUUUGCGAUAUUUUUAUAAUUUAAUGUUUAUGGAUGCUUACCUCUCCAUUAUUUUCUCCCUGAAGAGCUUCACUAAAGGAUAGCUAUAAAGCGCUUCUGUUUUGUCCUCCUUGGGUGUUCGUCUACUCUUAUAACAUUUAAAAAAGCAAGAAGUAAAAAUAAGUUGCACUGAAAGAACAAUCUCAUGAGAGCACGACUGUUGCUUUUUU